Molecule: messenger RNA, 3873 nt
Organism: Notothenia coriiceps (black rockcod)
Lineage: Eukaryota; Metazoa; Chordata; Actinopteri; Perciformes; Nototheniidae
Product: zinc finger transcription factor Trps1-like
Exons: 10
Coding region: 949-3873 (974 amino acids)
Biological process (GO): regulation of transcription by RNA polymerase II
Cellular component (GO): nucleus
Molecular function (GO): RNA polymerase II transcription regulatory region sequence-specific DNA binding; DNA-binding transcription factor activity
Source: RefSeq, a predicted model, not a curated record
AGUCUUCGGGUGGCUUCUUGAUAUUAAUAGAGCUGCUGUGUCUUCCUCCUCUGACGUAAUGCCUACAGCGUACAGAGAGACAGGCAGAGAGGUCCUGUCACAGCAAAGCGAUAACACUAGUCUGAACAAAAAAUAACAGAUAACGAGCUGCUCUGCUUUGGUUUGCUGUGGCCAGCAAAUCGUGGCUCUGCGCGGCUAAAUAACAUACUAUAACAUCGGAAUAUUGCACUACCAGAGCCAACCUCACUACUAAGCAGUCGGUAUCAGCUUAGUUGAAUGUGUUGCCGUGAAGCCUUAACUAUCUCUCUUUCCCUCUCAGACCAAAGAAAAAAGAGAGAGCCAAGACACUGUCACCCCGUCCGACAUCAUCAACAAACAAAAAGCCCACAAAGAGACGAAGCAGCCAGCCAAGCAGCCAGCCACCAUCUUAACAGGCUGCUGAAAGAGACACACACUGAGAGAAAAGAGGCUAAUGCUUAUUUUUGAUCAACAGGUUGUGAAGGGGACGCUGGACUCUGACAACCGUGACUGAGGGUUCAAACCAGAUCCAUAAGAAAAAGAAAAAAAAGAGCGGACAGCAAAAACCUACACAGUCCUCCCUAAACGGAUCUACUUGAUCAGACUCAAAGCUGUGUUGCCCAGCUGUUGAGCAUAAGAGGAGCCACAGCCCCGCAGCAAAGGUAGCCGCUGCUACGUGGAGUGUAAGACCUUCCUAAACAAAAGUCAAAGAAGCUGAAAAGUGUUUGCUCUGAUGUUCACGGACCUGUGUGGAGUUCGGUGGACCUGAUAGAGAGAUGGAGGGUUAUUAGUUGGGCCUGCCGCCUGGUUUCUGCUUCUUAUUAUCGUGUGGAGUACAGAGGGCCAGUAGCCGGACUGUUGGACGGACCGAGCCGCUUCCUCAGAGCUGAUGCCAAGGCCAGGAGUCCGCCAUGAUGUUUUUAUAACCUGAUGAUCAGCAGAGAGAUGGUGAGGAAGAAGAAUCCCCCUAUCCGGAGUGUGGGAGGUGAGGAGGAGGAAGAGGAAGAAGAGGGGAGGAGGCCAGCAGGAGAAGAGGAAGAGGAAGGAGAGGAGGAGGGGAGAGUAGGAGCGGAGGCCGAACGAAUAAACCGACCCUCCGAACCAGAGUCCUCCGAUCGGAUCAGAGGAGAUCAGGAGGAAGAGGAGGGGGAGAGCGAGUGCGUGUCCUCGUCCGUCUCUCCGUCAUCCGUCGGUGAGCCCUACAGCAAUGAAGAGAGGGGGGGGAGGAGGAGAAGGGGAGGGGGGAGAGCCAGAAAGGCGGGAGCGGCACUGACUGACAGACCCGAGAGCCAGUCGGAGGCUGAGGAUGGUGAGAAGGGGGUAGAGGAGGGGGAGAGGAGCGACAGAGACAGAGGGGAGGCCGACCAUCUCUCCGCUCCCCACCUCCUCCUCCCCAGACAGGAAGGAGAGGAGGAGUCGACAACCGCCACCCCUCCGCUGUCCUCCAGCCCCUCCCCCAAACUCCAGGACUUCAAGUGCAACGUGUGCGGUUACGGUUACUAUGGCAACGACCCCGCUGACCUGGUGAAGCACUUUAGGAAGUAUCACCUGGGUCUGCACAACCGCACACGGCAGGAUGCUGCCCUCGACACACACAUCCUGGCCCUCCACAACAUGGCCCCCCAACACACACCUCUAGAUAUACAGGCAGGACAGGGCCAGAGGAUCCAAGCCAAAGAGUUGGGGAAGACCAGACCAGAUGUGCACAUUCAACAGCACAGGGCUGUUAUGAUGAAUGGCACAUAUGACAUACAGGUGACGCUAGGUGGCACGCUAAUUGGGAUUGGCCGAAAGACCUCUGACUGCCAGGGGAACACAAAGUACUUUCGCUGCAAGUUCUGCAACUUCACCUACAUGGGCAGUAAUUCCUUAGAACUUGAACAACAUUUUGUGUCCUCGCAUCCAAACAAAGUUAAAACUCCGCCAACCACUCCCCUGCUGGCCUCCAAUAACCUGGCAACGCACGACAACCAAGGGAAGGGUAGGAGUCAAAUCUUGGACGGAGCCGAGCGAGUCGCAGUGAGAGCGGAAGACGAUUCCUUGGCUGGGUACUACAUCCCAGUCAGGGCGUGUUCUGAUUCGUCCAGCUGGACAGGGGAGCCGGGUCACGAUGCUGUGCAGACGUAUUAUUGGUGUAAAUUCUGUAGCUGGAGUUGUGAGUGGUCAGGAGGCUCAGAGAAGCUGUUAGAGCACUAUGAACAAAGACACAGAAUGAGCACGGGAGGGACGAUGAGCCCCAGUAACUCUAGCCCUGGGGGGGUGGAGAGAGAGAGGGACAGAGGAGGGAGGAGAGAAGGAGGAGAAAGAGGCCACGUCUCCUCCAAAAGCCGCAAAGAUCUAUCAUCCAACCCUUCCGGCACGAGCCAAGGAGACCCAAACAGCAGUGAUUCAGAAGCAGUCGUGACCAGUUAUAACUGUCAGUUGUGUGAUUUCCGGUACUCGAUGGCCCACAGUGCUGAUGUGAUCGUAGUAGCACCGUUACUACUGCACUACCAGCACAAUCACUCCAUCCACCGCUGCUGCAUUCAGCACUGCAUGUACUGUCCACAGGGCCUCUGUCAGCCCCAGAAGCACCUAGGGGAGGUGUCUCACCCCUUUGCCUGUCGGAAACCCACCUGCCCUAAGUGCUGCUCCAAGUUCUCUACGUCCACCAAGCAGCAGGACAGCGUGGGAUCAAAACCUGCCACCUCCACCUCCCCCAGCAUGACCCCUCCUUAUCCUCGGGGUGACUCUGGUGUGAUUUCAGGAUCAAGUUCUCACCUCUCUAACCCUGCACAUCCUGUCGUCACACAAGGUGUCACCCACUUAUGUGAUCAGUGUGCGUUUGCCACCACCGACAUCGACGUGUUGCUCCAGCACUACGAGAGCUGCCACACCCUGAUCAACCUGAAGGGGGCAUCCCUACAUGUCAAGGCUGAGGAAGAUGUCGGGGGCGACAAGGAAGGGGGGAGAGGAGAAGAGAAGGAGUACUCUUGUACAAAGUGUCACUUUAUCACAGAAGUGGAAGAAGAGAUUUUCAGACACUACAGGCGUGUCCACGCGUGUAGCCGUUGUCGACGCUGUGAUUUCACGGCUCCUGAUUCGUCAGCCCUCCUCGACCAUUUUAACUCGGCCCACUGCCAUGACUCCUCUCCCUCGCCAUUGACUUCCUUACCCACCUCACUCACGCCUUCGUUAACACUCCUAGCCAAUGGCUGCUCAGCUCCCUCUACCUUAGCCAUUAAAGAGGAAAGCAAGGGGGAUCUUCGCCUCCUUUACUCCCUUGCACCACCUGAGGGACGAUUGGCCGAAGGAGGCCGAGAGGAGGCAGGACAGUUGGUAAAAAGUGAGGGAGGUGAGGAGAAAGAAAGAGAGCGGGAGAAAGGCUGGGUGCUCGGGGAGACGAGAGGACUGGGAGAGAGAGGAGGUGAGCAGGCCCACGGGUUACUCUGGGUGCCAAAGGAGCGAAUGGGACCUGACAGAGGAGCAGGAGGUGGGAGCCCCUCUCUUUUCUCCUCCCCCCUCUCACUGUCAUUUGUUUCAGCCAAUCAUGAGGCUUUGCAGCAGAAAAGAGGCGUGACUUCGCCUAGCAUGGUUUACCUGGGAGACACCAAGUCAUUUUUGGGAGAUACCAAGUCACUUUUGGGAGAUGCCAGGCUGUAUGGAGGAGGAAGGCCAGGAGGAGCCACUGCGGGUGCAGGUGGAGGGGAGAAACAGAGCCGGAUGCACCCACAGUUCACUGGGGGAGGAGGAGGAGGGAGUGGAGGAGGAGGACAGGAGAAGGGAGGAGCCGCUAAAGAGGAGUCCCAAUCCCUUCUACGGCCAAAUCGUUCUCCUUUGUCUCAUUUACACCCUGAUUUAAGCUUUGAGCUCUGA